Aphidius gifuensis is the source of this 894-nucleotide messenger RNA. RefSeq names its product protein Dr1 (gene NC2beta). NCBI's taxonomy places the organism in Eukaryota, Metazoa, Arthropoda, Insecta, Hymenoptera, Braconidae. Bases 264 to 767 code for a protein of 167 amino acids. The record is from RefSeq and is a predicted model, not a curated record. Gene Ontology annotation, cellular component: negative cofactor 2 complex. The transcript has 2 exons. Gene Ontology annotation, biological process: RNA polymerase II preinitiation complex assembly; chromatin remodeling; negative regulation of transcription by RNA polymerase II. Gene Ontology annotation, molecular function: TBP-class protein binding; general transcription initiation factor activity; protein heterodimerization activity.
AAAUUAUUGUUUUUUUAUUCAUUUUUAUUAUCAAAAAUAAAAAGAGUGUCAAUUAAUCACUGUUAAACAUUCGUAAACAAUUGUUUUUAAACAAUACUGUUAACAAAAAAAAAUUGACAAUUUAUUUGGCCAAAAAAUUAUCAAUAAUAACAGUAAAAAUAUUGAGAUACAAUUAAAAUUAUUAAAACAUUGUAUUUGUAUUUAAUCACAAUAACAAAUAUUUAUAAAAGUAAUUGUUGAAGAAUUAAAGUUGAAUAAAAAAAAUGGCGUCAACAGCAAUACCACCAGAAGAUGACGAGCUAACACUUCCACGUGCAUCAAUCAACAAAAUGAUAAAAGAAUUACUUCCAAAUACAAGAGUUGCAAAUGAAUCACGUGAAUUGAUAAUGAAUUGUUGUACUGAAUUUAUUCAUUUAUUGGCAUCAGAAGCAAAUGACAUAUGUAAUCUACGACAAAAAAAAACAAUUAAUGCUGAACAUGUUGUAUCAGCAUUAGAUAAAUUGGGCUUUGAAGAUUAUGCCAAAGAAGCUGAAGAAGUAUUACGUGAUUGUAAAGCUGUUGCUGCUAAAAGAAGACGUCAAAGUACACGUUUAGAAAAUUUAGGUAUUCCUGAAGAAGAAUUACUACGUCAACAACAAGAAUUAUUUGCAAAAGCAAGAGAAGAACAAGCUGUUGCUGAACAACAACAAUGGCAACAGUUACAACAACUUCAACAAAUGCAACAGGCAUCAAUGCAACAAGCCGACAGUGAACAGGAGGAUUACUAAAUUAUUUAUCAAAAGAAAAAUUAAUAAUAAUAUUUCUUUGUAAAUGACCUAAAAUAAAAAACACCAUACUUAUAUAUUUAACUGUAAAGAAACGAAACAAAAAAUACAUAAUUAUUAUUCUAUAAAA